GGAGAACAGAGCAGCGCUGGGGCCGGGCUCUGGGCUGGACACACCCUCAAGGCCUCUCUGGGAAGGUGGCCUGGUCAGCUGGUCCACGCCUGUGACGACCAGGGUCGUGCGGGGCUCACAGCGGUGACCGGCGGCUCUCCCAGCCUCAGGAGUCCUUGCAGAUCCUCCGCUUGGCGCAAGGCAAGGAUGCGUGAAAUCGUCCACAUCCAGAUUGGCCAGUGUGGCAACCAGAUCGGAGCCAAGUUCUGGGAGGUGAUCGGCGAGGAGCACGGCAUCGACGCAGCGGGGAGCGACUGCGGGGCCUCUGCCUUGCAGCUGGAGAGACUCAGCGUGUACUACAAUGAAGCCUACGGUAGGAAAUACGUGCCCCGAGCAGUCCUGGUGGACCUGGAGCCGGGGACGAUGGACAGCAUCCGGUCAAGCAGGCUGGGGGCCCUCUUUCAGCCGGACAGUUUUGUGCACGGGAACUCUGGGGCUGGCAACAACUGGGCCAAGGGCCACUACACCGAGGGAGCUGAGCUGAUGGAGACCGUCAUGGACGUGGUGAGGAGCGAGAGCGAGAACUGCGACUGUCUGCAGGGCUUCCAGAUCGUCCACUCCCUGGGCGGGGGCACGGGCUCGGGCAUGGGCACCCUGCUCAUGAACAAGAUCCGCGAGGAGUACCCCGACCGCAUCCUCAACUCCUUCAGCGUCAUGCCCUCGCCCAAGGUCUCGGACACGGUGGUGGAGCCCUACAACGCCGUGCUGUCCAUCCACCAGCUCAUCGAGAACACGGACGCCUGCUUCUGCAUCGACAACGAGGCCCUCUACGACAUCUGCUUCCGCACGCUCAAGCUGACCACGCCCACCUACAGCGACCUCAACCACCUGGUGUCCCUGACCAUGAGUGGCAUCACCACCUCCCUGCGCUUCCCCGGCCAGCUCAACGCCGACCUGCGCAAGCUGGCCGUGAACAUGGUGCCCUUCCCGCGCCUGCACUUCUUCAUGCCGGGCUUUGCUCCGCUCACAGCCCAGGGCAGCCAGCAGUACCGGGCCCUGUCCGUGGCCGAGCUCACCCAGCAGAUGUUUGACGCCCGCAACACCAUGGCUGCCUGCGACCCCCGCCGGGGCCGCUACCUGACGGUGGCCUGCAUCUUCCGUGGCAAGAUGUCCACCAAGGAGGUGGACCAGCAGCUGCUGUCCGUGCAGACCAGGCACAGCAGCUGCUUCGUGGAGUGGAUCCCCAACAACGUCAAGGUGGCCGUCUGCGACAUCCCGCCCCGCGGGCUGAACAUGGCCGCCACCUUCAUAGGCAACAACACGGCCAUCCAGGAGCUCUUCGGCAGGGUGUCCGAGCACUUCUCGGCCAUGUUCAAGAGGAAAGCCUUCGUGCACUGGUACACGAGUGAAGGGAUGGAUGUGAGCGAGUUUGGGGAAGCCGAAAGCAACAUCCACGACCUGGUGUCUGAGUACCAGCAAUUCCAGGACGCCACGGCGGCCCUGGAGGACGAGGCCGAGCAGGAGGCCGAGGUGGAACGAGAUGCGGAGGACCCUCAGCCGUGAGGGAGCACCUCGGGGGUCCUGUCGGGCCCGCCCUGCACUGCAGCACGCCGACGCACCUGCUCUGGCACGGGCACUGCCGCGGGAGGGGGCGGGGGAAGGGCUGAUGGGCACUCGGUCUCCUGCUGACAUCUGCUAACCAGAGUUUGAUAUUCAGUGCACACUUGAUUAACUUCUCAUUGUCAAGUGAAUUUCUGAGGGUACUGCAAAAAGUUCACGGAGAAAUGGAAUUCAAAGAUAAGUUUGAUGCAAAAAAAAAAAAAAAAAAAAACAAACCCACACUGAAAUCCAGGCGUAGCUUCUUUAAUGACACUCAUCUCCCAGGAGCUCUCUCAGGCCCUUGCCUGGCUCCUGUGCCAGGCGCCCAGGCCGCGGUGUGGGUCUGCAGGGAGCCGGGGCGGUCCGUGGAUGUCCUCCCUCGGUGCCCCGGGGCUGCCGACACCCUACCCCCUCCCUCUCCUUGGCAAACACUCCCGGGCCCCUCGCCUUGUCUUUGUUGGUCCCCACCAAGGCCAGCGACGACCAGGACCAGCACGUGGGGAGCCACAGGGUCAAAUCCUGUCCCUGUGAACAGCUAUGGCCCCCUCCCCACCCCAACCGAAGUCCCUGACCAAAAAAAAUACAGAACAAGACAGGCCAGCCAGGAGCACUCCAGCCCGGUCUGUGCUUCUGCAUGGCCCCCUUCAAGCCUGCGCUCUACGGGUUUCUGGCGAGCAUGCGACUCCCAGGACCAUUCACGGCCACCGUCGGUUUGGCUUUUCACUUCCAUUCAGCGAUCACCUCCCCCCCCGGCCCCGGCGGCCACUGCCACGCGGGAACAGGGCAGUGGCUGCGCUGUCCUCCUCAGUCCAGGGCACGUGUCGGGAGUUUGUGGAGUCCAGGUCAAUUUGUAGAAGUUGCCAUGAAUGUUAGCGUGACGACGCAGCUUUAACCAUCCGUGACCUUAAUCGGCUCACGCAAGACAGAACCAAACACCCAAGGGCAGUCAAAUCCCCCGCCACCCCUCAGUUUGCCUGUUCCGCCCUGCGGCACUGCCACCCUGGCCGGUGCCGUGGGGGUCUUGGUGGCCUCCUGGCAUUGCGGCCGAGUCCUCUGGGAUUCACCGGCCACCAGCGCUGGGAGGACGCUCCCUCGCCGCGGGAAGCUGGCUCUCUUCUGCACGUGCGCCAUGGCCAUCAGCUGUCACGCAUCCAGAGACUGCUCUGCACAGGCGCACAAGUGACUAAAACACACAGCAAGGAUGAGCCUCGCCGUCGGCAUCACCAACGAGCCUGCGACGUACAAAUUAGACACAACGCGCUGCUUCUGGCCCUUCCUAGAGAGAGAUUGUGGAAACUCGGCUGUCACACUCGGGCUCGGAGCUGGGGCUCCCGAGAUGCUAAGAGGCCUUACAGGCCUGAGGCUGCAGAGCUCACAGCCCCGCUCAGACCAACGAGGGGACUGGACGCCAGGAAAGGCGACGCGAGCCUUUACCAAAGAGCUGCUGCCGGUUCCCAGGGCUGCAAAGAUGUGUGCUCGCAAUGGUCAUCGUUAAAGUGCAGAAAACCCACUUUAAAUGGCUAAAUCGCUUUAUUUCAGGCUAAAUAAAGUCCUCUUCUUGGCGCCUCGCCACCCAGAC
Molecule: messenger RNA, 3157 nt
Organism: Oryctolagus cuniculus (rabbit)
Lineage: Eukaryota; Metazoa; Chordata; Mammalia; Lagomorpha; Leporidae
Gene: TUBB1
Product: tubulin beta 1 class VI
Biological process (GO): microtubule-based process
Cellular component (GO): microtubule
Molecular function (GO): GTP binding; GTPase activity; structural constituent of cytoskeleton
Source: RefSeq, a predicted model, not a curated record